This is a messenger RNA of Chanos chanos (milkfish), 1325 nucleotides long. It is a transcript of the gene eif4e2rs1, whose product is annotated as eukaryotic translation initiation factor 4E family member 2 related sequence 1. The transcript is spliced from 7 exons. The coding region runs from base 145 to 840 and encodes 231 amino acids. Gene Ontology annotation, molecular function: translation initiation factor activity; RNA 7-methylguanosine cap binding. Gene Ontology annotation, cellular component: cytoplasm; eukaryotic translation initiation factor 4F complex. The record is from RefSeq and is a predicted model, not a curated record. NCBI's taxonomy places the organism in Eukaryota, Metazoa, Chordata, Actinopteri, Gonorynchiformes, Chanidae. Gene Ontology annotation, biological process: translational initiation.
GUAAGUCUUAUCAUUUAAAACGUAGUCGCUUAGGAUUCAGAUAAAAAAAAUCAUCACCAGCACCACAGAAUAUUAAUUUCCACCAACCGAGAACGAAAUAUCUAAGGAAACGAAUUCCCUAGGGGACUUUUCUGAGUCCACGGAAUGAAUCAGUUUGACCAUUUAAAAGAGGAUGAGAUGGAUGAGCACGAGGACUCCGUAACUACACGAGAGGAGAAGAGCGAGACGGAGAGUGGGUCCAUUAAUCAUAAUAAUAAUAAUAGACGAAAGACCAUCUCUCCAGGAGCAGGAGAACACCCUCUCCAGUAUAAUUACACAUUCUGGUACUCACGCCGAACACCCAGCCGGCCAGCCAACACACAGAGCUAUGAGCAGAACAUUCGACAGAUUGGAACUGUUGCCUCGGUGGAGCAAUUCUGGAAGUUUUACAGUCAUUUAGUGCGUCCUGGAGACCUGACGGGCCACAGUGAUUUUCAUCUCUUCAAGGAGGGCAUUAAGCCAAUGUGGGAGGAUGAGGCAAAUAAGAAUGGUGGAAAGUGGAUCAUACGGCUAAGGAAAGGACUGGCCUCUCGGUUCUGGGAAAACAUCAUAUUGGCCAUGCUGGGAGAGCAGUUCAUGGUGGGAGAAGAGAUCUGUGGAGUGGUGGUGUCCAUUCGCUUUCAGGAGGAUAUUUUGUCUAUUUGGAACAAAACGGCAAAUGACCAAGUGACCACCUCCCGUAUCCGUGACACGCUGCGCAGAGUCCUCAACCUGCCACCCAAUACCAUAAUGGAAUACAAGACCCACAACGACAGCCUCAAGGACAAUUCCAGUUUUCGCAACACAAAGAUUACAUUGUGAGAAGAGUGAGAGAAGAAUAAAAUGAACUACAUCUCGAAUAGGAAGUACUGACUGGUGGAUGAACUUGUAAAUUAUUAUUUUUUCCCAACUCUUAUCUGCUCAGAAUGCCUGGACUGAUUUAAAACUGAGCAUGGACAUUGCAGACUUUCUUACUGAUUAAAGAGGGUCCAGCUAAAAGAUCUAUACGUUCUCAUCCUUGCUGGGAGAACAGUUUUUCUCUACGUUUCCCUGCAGCCGAAGAGGAGUCAAAGGAUGAGGCCCAGCCCUCCCUCACAUUCCCUCUGUCCUCGUACAGAAAUAUGUCUGUAUUUUUAUCGUUUUUUUUUUUUUUUCCCCUCUAUCUUUGUUGAGCAUUUUUAUGAAACAGUUAAGUCACGUUUAGAGCCACUGCCGCAACCCCUGCAGGUCUUUAGGCUCUCGUGGAUUCUACUGUAUGGAGAUGUGUUCUUUCUGACUGUACAUAAAUCUGCAUCUAAGUAAAUUGA